AUGGAGCUCGGCUGCGGAAACUGUGCACCCUCCAAAUCACAGGUGCCACUCUUCCCCCGCCACGUCGCGCCUCUCAAGUAUCCGGCGGGCGUAUCCUCUCGCCGGUGGGGGAGGCAGUCGGCAGGUUCUCCAACUCCCGGUAAAGACUCGUUCCCUAUGAUUUUCGAGAAUCGUAGAACAUUGUCGGCUUCAACGGUGCCUAGGGCAGCGGCGUCGUCGUCGUCGUCUUCGGCAUCUGCCUCCUCUUCCUCCGUCUCCCUGGAGGUUUCCCCUGGAUCCACGGUUGUGAGGGAAUUCUACGACAGGAUCAAUCGAAGGGACGUGGCCUCUGUUGGGCCACUUAUCUCCGACGACUGCGUGUACGAGGAUUUAAUCUUCUCCAGUCCGUUCGUCGGACGGAAGGUGGAUUGAGCCUUUUCUCUUCUCCUACCUGCGCUUUCUAUGGCAAUGUCGCUACCGAUUUUCGCUCAAUCUCUCAUGCUUGUGUUUUCCACCUGACACCUCCAAGUAACUUUUUAGUCCAUGGUGCAGGCGAUUCUGGAUUUUUUUAAGAAAUUCAUGGAAUCCGUCAGCUCGGAUCUUCAGUUUGUCAUAGAUGACAUAUCCAGCGACGAUUCUUCAGCAAUUGGAGUUACGUGGCACUUGGGUACUUUUAAAACAUUUUCUGCCUGGUCGUUCUGUAUGCAGAAAGUUGGUGAAUACUCUAAUGCGCCUAUUUUUCUGACAGAGUGGCAAGGCAGGACAUUUCCAUUCAGCAAGGGAUGCAGCUUCUAUCGCUUAGAGGUUGUCGACGGCAAGAGGCAGAUAGUGUGAGUUAUUACACUUUUGCUGAAUCUGACUGAUCUUUCUGGUAAUGUCUGCAGUAUUAAUGUAGCUAUCAAAGUUUUUCUACUUUUCUCUUUUUCUGAAUUGAAUGGUGCUAAAAUAGUGCUAGGGAAAAUCAUCUUGAUAGUCUAAGAAUCAUGGAUCUUUCAACGUUUCUCUUAUCGCUACUUGAUCUGCAUUCAACCUCACACCGAAUAUUUCUUACUACACAGAUCUUGAUUCAUUGGUAAAGUAACACGACCAAAUUAGACCUUCUCUGGUGGGAACAAAAGCAUUGUUGAACCAAUAGCUCACUGAAUUCUUCAAUCUAAUAUAAAGUACUCUAAUUAUCAUUCAAUUCGAAAGCCUCUUUCAGUUAUAAGUAGUGCUAACCUUAUGUCUGCUUCUAAUAUGUAUGCCAUCUAAUUAAUCCAUUCCUUUCUUUUUGUUUUGCUCCUUUUUCUUAUUUUCUCCCUUUUUUUAUCAUUUCACAAUAUCAUUGAAAACUUCUUGCUCAUGAAUAACAAUUUGUCAUACGCUGUAAGCCAACACUAUGUUUUAGAAGCAUUUUUUUUACUAUAACAUUUUUUUUUGUCAUCUAUUGUCCAAUAACGUGUAUAGUUAUGGGCGAGACCUUGUGGAACCAGCUAUCAAACCUGGAGAAAUGGCUUUGGUAUGUAUUUGACUUUCUUUUCUCUCCUUUUUUCUAUUCAAAGUGAUCUGGCAUAUGCAUUUCUGGAGGCAGAAGUUUGCAAAUAUAUUCAUUGAUGCUCACCAGCGGACAGUAAAUCUGAUAGGAAGACUGUAAUCCUCGAACAAAACAUGCUCUUCCACAAAAUGAAAGGAGUCUUUGAAGUGAGGGUUUCAUGUUCUAGGAUAAUGACUAAUUUUAGGAUUUUCAGUUCAAAAUUGGUCAUCUGAGGAUAUUAAUGCACUCUGGCAUAAUCAUCUCUUGGUAAAGCUUCUGUCAAUAUCACUGAAGCUAUCACGUAACAUGCACGUUUACCCUGCUGUGAGGAUCCGUACAUAUAUUCAUCUGAGGAUUUUUUUUUCUAUCGAUAAGCACCAAUUGAACAUAUUAGUUUCCAUCUCUCUCUUACCGUUUGUAAUUUGGUGAUCUGAAUUUGAUGUCCGUAUGUGCAUGAGAAGGCCUGGUGGUCAUUUCUCUGCUGAAUGUGCAGGUUCUAAUUAGGGCAGUGACUUCCAUACUCCAGCAAUUUCCACAGCUUGCAGAUCGUUUCUAA
Messenger RNA from Spirodela intermedia, 2048 nucleotides. NCBI's taxonomy places the organism in Eukaryota, Viridiplantae, Streptophyta, Magnoliopsida, Alismatales, Araceae. The record is from the annotation of a GenBank genome assembly.